UGUCCCGUGCAGGGGCGGUUCUUUGGAGUGAAAGAUUUUUCAGUCUUAACCUGGUUACACUUGACCUUAGGUUUACCUGUAAGAAUGAUUCAUCCAUGUUCGUACAUGGAAACUAGUCAACACGCUAGGCUCCAUAACUUUAACGCUUUAUUGUUUACAGUAGGGGAAUUCUUAGCAUACACAUUAGAGGAUGAAGGAGAACUUUCUUUUUCAUUCGUUCAUAAAUCCGAGUAGCAGUUUUCCCCAAAGCAUCAGAACUCAAGCCAUACUUUCUAGGUUUCACUAACAACCACUGAAGAAUCCUAAAUGGACUGAAGCCAUUUCUCCAUACCCACUGCCAUGAAAAAAUCCCAAAGCUUCCUUGUCAAUAUCAUGAAACCCCUUUUCUCGAGCUCGAGUAGAGGUUCAAAUCAAGACGACUUGGAGAGAAUUGCAGAACAGGAGCAGAAGCAGUUCCUUUUCGAAACCCUAGUUUCUGCGACCAAUAAUUUUCAUCUCAGUAACAAGCUCGGGGAAGGUGGUUUUGGUCCAGUUUUUAAGGGAAGAUUGAGGGAUGGGAGAGAAGUAGCUGUGAAGAAGCUGUCACAGAGUUCAAGACAAGGAAAUAGAGAGUUUCAGAUGGAGGCCAAGUUAUUGGCUCGCGUUCAGCACAGAAAUGUGGUGAAUUUGCUUGGAUACUGUGUUCAUGGAGCAGAGAAAUUGCUUGUUUACGAGUUUAUGUCUAAUGAGAGCCUUGACAAAAUUCUCUUCAAGUCUGGUAAAAGGGGCAUGCUUGACUGGAAAAGAAGGCAUGACAUAAUUACUGGCAUAGCCAAAGGCUUACUAUACCUUCAUGAAGACUCACAUAAUUGCAUAAUCCACCGUGACAUUAAAGGUAGCAACAUCUUACUUGAUGAUAAAUGGAUGCCAAAAAUUGCAGAUUUUGGAAUGGCCAGACUCUUCCCCGAAGAUCAAACACAUGUUAACACCCGUGUAGCCGGAACCAAUGGGUACAUGGCGCCAGAAUAUCUCAUGCAUGGACACUUAUCUGUGAAGGCAGAUGUAUUUAGCUUUGGUGUUGUGGUUUUGGAGCUGAUCAGUGGUCAGAAGAUUUCAACCUUCAACCAAGAUCCGGGCUCCCAGAACCUACUUGAGUGGGUAUACAAGCUCUACAAGAAGGGGAGAUGCUUGGACACAAUGGACCCAGUGUUGUUGCAGUCUGCCAUCAAGGAAGAAGUGACAAUGUGCAUACAGAUCGGCUUGCUAUGCACCCAAGCUGAUCCACAGGUACGGCCCACCAUGCGACGUGUGGUGAUCAUGCUGUCUAAAAAGCCAUGCAGUCUUGAUGAAGAACCGACAAGACCAGGAUACUCAGGGUCUAGGUACAACAGAAGACCCCACCGGCCUGCCAUAACAUCCUCAAGCGCAUCAUAUUCUGGUACAUUUGGGUCGACCAUGGAGAGCGUCAGUCCUAGUGCAAGCACAACUACUCGUACAGGCCCCACCAAAUUAGAGCGUGGAAAAAAACCUAUACGAGGGUAGUCUUCACUUAAGUAGAGUGUAGUUAUAGCCUCAUAUCGCUUCAUUCUUUCAUGUAUAUGGUGUUUUUAUCGUUAUUUAGAGCAUGAGAAGCCUUUUUUAAUACUAGAGCUGAAUGCCUGUAAUGUGUCGAACUGGUCCUUAGUUAUUUGGAUCACAGUUAGACAAAAACUCGUUAGAGUACCAAACUAUAGGUUAAUGAUGUUCGGUUGGUAGCUUGGAGCUACCUCGUAAUUAGAAAACAAGUAGUAACACAUGAACGGAGUUUACGUGCAAGGUAUUGACUGUCAUUGCGUUGACUCGCUGAGUAUCAGCACAACAGAAUUCAAAGAAUCAGGAACCUGUGAUGUUUU
Molecule: messenger RNA, 1871 nt
Organism: Cuscuta europaea
Lineage: Eukaryota; Viridiplantae; Streptophyta; Magnoliopsida; Solanales; Convolvulaceae
Source: the annotation of a GenBank genome assembly